AUAAUAAAAAUCAAAUCUUAUUUAAUUGUAUCUUCUUCGAAUCUCGAACUCACACCGUAUAUAUUUUCUAUAUCUUCGAAUCUCUGCAACGAAAUCCGGACUGAAGAAGGGAAGUCAUGGUCGAGACCAGGCGAAGUUCAGCUGCAUCGAAGCGUACUCUCUCUCCUUCGGGCACUUCUCCUCCACAGAAAGGCAAACGCUCAAAGGUGACGGAGGCAUCUUCGACAACAAAUGAGGUUUCUUGUGCUUCGCCGGUGGAAACACUGGGCUCGCCCAUAGACUCAGGUUCUGAAUCUCAUUGCCCGGAAGUUCGCCCCUCUGAUCCUUCGUCUGCACCUGAUCAUUCCAAGGAAUUCGAUGCAUGUGAUGCAACUGUCAUAAAAAAAUCCCCAGAUUUGGGGGGGGAAUACGAAGUUUUGGCUUCAUCUUCAGCUUUAGACGGUUUGGCGCCAGAGGUUGACAAGUCGGUGAAGUUAGUUGGCCCGGCUUUGAAUCGAGGGAAGAAAGAGCCUAAAAAGGGUCGUGCAAAUGUUCCAUGGGGAAGGCUCAUCUCCCGGUUCUUGCAGAAGCAGCCCGUGCUCAUUUCGGAAUCUACUUUCACUGUUGGUCAUGACCGGAAUUGUGACUUACAGCUGACGGAUCCAUCUGUGAGUGCAGUUCUGUGUAAACUGAGGCACAUAGAGAAAAGAGGUUCAUCUGUUGCCUUACUAGAAAUCUCAGGGAGCAAGGGGGUUGUCCAAGUAAAUGGCAAUGUAUUUCGGAAAAAUUCCUCGACCAUCCUUAGUGGAGGGGAUGAGGUGGUUUUUAGUUCAUCUGCUAAACACACAUAUAUUUUCCAACUGCUCACUAAUGACAAUGUAGCUGCUACGCCUCUGCCAACUUCAGUUAGCAUUUCACAAUCUCAGAGUGCUUCAGUCAAAGGAAUCCAUCCUGGGACAAGGUCUGGAGACGCAUCGGCUGUUGCAGGAGCAUCAAUUUUAGCAUCUCUAUCAAAUAUCGGAAAAGAUCUAUCUCUUAGUCCAUCAUCUGCCCAUGAUGGGGAGGAUGUAGAACAACAGGAUGGGGAAAAGCCUACAGUACCUUCUGGGUGUGAAGAAUUGUACAGCCCUGUGUCGGACCUUGAUGUCAGUUGCCAUUCUGGGAAGGGUAGUCCUGAGCAUAAUGAGGAGGCUGCUGUUUUGUCGAGCGAGAAAGUUACAGCUGUUCUGUCUCCUGACCUUGCUGCCAAUGACUCCUUGCAUGUUGGUGACAUUGACUUGGAUGCUCGUCUUAACGCAGAGAUUGGAAAGAUUCGUCAGGCAAGCUAUGAACUAAGUCCGUUUUUGCGGAUGCUUGUGGGAAAAUCUGCUUCAGACUCUGAUUUGACUGGAAAUAUAUUGAAGACAUUUGAUGAGCAAAGGGAAAACAGAGAACUUCCUAAGGAUUUGGAUCAACCUACAAUUUCAUCCUCAGCUAGGCGCCAAGCAUUUAAGGAUAGUUUACAGCAAGGAAUUCUCAAUUCUAACAACAUUGAGGACUCCUUGGAUAAUUUCCCGUAUUAUUUAAGUGAGACCACAAAAAACAUUUUAAUUGCAUCAACAUAUAUACAUUUGAAGAGGAAUAAAUUCGUGAAUUUUACAUCAGAGCUCCCAACUGUGAGUCCAAGGGUGUUGUUGUCUGGCCCUGCAGGUUCUGAAAUAUAUCAAGAAACUUUGGCAAAGGCACUAGCCAAGCAUUUUGGUGCUAGGUUGCUCAUAGUUGAUUCUCUUCUGUUGCUUGGUGGACUAUCGUCAAAGGAAUCAGAAUCCUUAAAAGAAAGUUCGAGGUUUGAAAAAUCAUGCACAUUGGCUAAGCAACGGGCUACACAGGGUGAUGCCUUAGCACACAGGAAACCGGCUUCUAGUGUUGAAGCUGAUAUUGUUGGGACAUCUACACUUAGCUCCCAAUCUCUGCCAAAGCAGGAGGCAUCUACUGCAUCGUCUAAAAACUGCACAUUUAAAACAGGUGAUCGAGUAAGGUAUGUAAGUUCUACACCGUCAUCUGGGUUUUCUCUCCCAGCUCCUUCAAGGGGACCAAGUUAUGGUUUUCGACGCAAUGUAGGACUCAGUUUUGAAGAAAAUGGAUCAUCAAAAGUUGGAGUUAAAUUUGACAAAGCAAUCCCAGAAGCUGAUUCUCUUCGUUUAGACGGUUCGGGAGGUGAUGAUAUUGACAAUCUUGCCAUCAAUGAACUGUUUGAGGUGGCUUCUAGUGAGAGUCAAAGUGGUCCAUUGAUAUUGUUUGUUAAAGACAUAGAGAAGUCUAUGUCAGGAAACCCAGAGGCAUAUGUCAAUUUCAAGAGUAAGUUGGAAAAUCUGCCAGAGAAUGUAGUUGUCAUUGGCUCUCAUGCUCAGAUGGACAAUCGUAAGGAGAAGUCACACCCUGGUGGUCUUCUGUUUACAAAGUUUGGAAGCAAUCAAACCGCACUGCUCGACUUUGCUUUUCCGGAUAACUUUGGUAAGCUACAUGAGAGAAGCAAAGACAUUCCAAAGGUGAUGAAGCAACUAAGUCGACUUUUCCCAAACAAAGUGACCAUUCAGCCUCCACAAGAUGAAGCCCUACUCUUGGAUUGGAAACAGAAAUUGGAUCGUGAUGUUGAAACUCUGAAAGCACAGUCAAACAUUGUUAGCAUUCAUUCAGUUUUAAACCGAAAUAGGUUGAAGUGCCCUGACCUUGAAACACUCUGCAUAAAAGAUCAGGCCCUCACAAGUGAAAAUGUGGAAAAGAUAGUCGGUUGGGCAUUAAGUUAUCAACUUAUGCACGGCGCUGAAGCUUUGACCAAAGAUGCUAAACUUGUAAUUUCCAGUGAAAGCAUUAGGUACGGGCUCGAAAUUCUCCAGGGUAUUCUUAACGAGUCUAAGAGUCUGAAGAAAUCACUUAAGGAUGUGGUCACUGAGAAUGAAUUCGAAAAGAGACUUCUUGCUGAUGUUAUCCCAGCAAAUGAUAUUGGAGUGACUUUUGAAGACAUUGGAGCAUUGGAAAAUGUAAAGAACACAUUGAAGGAAUUGGUGAUGCUUCCUUUGCAAAGACCAGAACUGUUUUGCAAAGGGCAGCUGACAAAGCCUUGCAAGGGAAUACUGCUGUUUGGACCUCCUGGUACGGGGAAAACAAUGCUUGCAAAAGCUGUUGCGACUGAGGCAGGUGCAAAUUUUAUCAACAUAUCUAUGUCAAGUAUUACUUCAAAGUGGUUUGGUGAAGGAGAAAAGUUUGUGAAAGCAGUGUUCUCACUAGCCAGUAAAAUUGCUCCUAGUGUUGUUUUUGUUGACGAGGUUGAUAGUAUGUUAGGGAGACGUGAAAAUCCAGGAGAGCAUGAAGCUAUGCGGAAAAUGAAAAAUGAGUUCAUGGUAAAUUGGGAUGGUUUGCGUACGAAGGACAAAGAACGUGUAUUGGUACUUGCUGCAACUAAUAGGCCUUUUGACCUUGAUGAGGCAGUUAUAAGGAGGCUCCCUCGCAGGUUGAUGGUAAACUUGCCAGAUGCCUCCAAUAGAGAAAAGAUUCUGAGAGUCAUAUUGGCAAGGGAAGAAAUCGCACCUGAUGUUGAUUUGGCAGUACUUGCAAAUAUCACUGAUGGAUAUUCUGGAAGUGACUUAAAGAAUUUGUGUGUUGCGGCAGCACACUGCCCCAUCAGGGAUAUUUUAGAGAAAGAAAAGAAGGAGAAAGCUUUAGCAUUGGCAGAGAACAGACCUUUCCCUGCACUCCAUAGCAGUUCAGACAUUCGUUCUUUAAGCAUGGAGGAUCUGAGAUACGCACAUGAACAGGUAUGUGCCAGUGUGUCAUCAGAGUCUGCAAAUAUGAAUGAACUUCUCCAGUGGAAUGAGCUGUAUGGUGAAGGCGGGUCUAGGAAGAAGAAAUCUCUCAGCUACUUUAUGUAGAGGAGGGAUACUAAUUUGUUGUAUAGUCCAAUGUUUGCUUCCUUUUUUCCUGUUAAAAUCCCUUGAGAUUAGGAAUUGAUAUUGAUGGGUAUUCCAUCACAGGUUCUCAUGUAUUAUAUGAUUGAUGUUGUAUUGCUCCAAUAUCCAUAAGAGUAUUUACUUGAUCUGGUGGAAGGCAGUGGCCUAAAUGAGCUUCCUUCUAGGCUGCUGUCCUUUUUUGUUGUACAUAUAAAAAUACAAUUGAAUGAAUGGAAUAAGCUUCUUCAAAUUUCUAUCUU
Telopea speciosissima is the source of this 4165-nucleotide messenger RNA. RefSeq lists its product as uncharacterized. Gene Ontology annotation, cellular component: mitochondrial outer membrane. Bases 117 to 3887 code for a protein of 1256 amino acids. The transcript has 28 exons. NCBI's taxonomy places the organism in Eukaryota, Viridiplantae, Streptophyta, Magnoliopsida, Proteales, Proteaceae. Gene Ontology annotation, molecular function: protein binding; ATP binding; ATP hydrolysis activity. The record is from RefSeq and is a predicted model, not a curated record.